AUGGCGUUUACCGAGUUUUACAACGUUUUUGGUAAUUUGGAACUGAUGGUGAUGAGUCUCGUGGAAACGAUAGUUCACGCCAUGACAUUUUCGAUAGUGUGGCUGAUACACUCCAAUAAUUUACUGAAGAUCGUAAUUGAUGAAAUGAAAAAGGAUAUAGCAGAACACAAGUUUGAGAAUUCUGAGGAAGAAAUAAUUUACUACAACUACAAUCGCAUAUCUAAAAUAUUCACAUAUGGUUCAAACGUUGGCAUGCUCGUCACAACCUUAUUACUUUAUUUUAGACCGCUUAUGUACCUCGCAAUUACUAAUCAAGCUAUUUGUCAUAUGGCAGCGAUAUGUCUGGUGAUUGUCUUAGUGUUUCAUAUUUGCGGCGAAUUAGCCAUUUUGUCAUAUCGUAUCAGACAUGUUGAAGAAAACUCGCAAAUCAUGUUAGUACACAGAUUUCGUAAUAUCGUUCGAAUGCAUCUCAAGAUAAUACGGUAA
Mycetomoellerius zeteki is the source of this 486-nucleotide messenger RNA. RefSeq lists its product as uncharacterized. Bases 1 to 486 code for a protein of 161 amino acids. The transcript is spliced from 2 exons. The record is from RefSeq and is a predicted model, not a curated record. NCBI's taxonomy places the organism in Eukaryota, Metazoa, Arthropoda, Insecta, Hymenoptera, Formicidae.